Molecule: messenger RNA, 1503 nt
Organism: Stegodyphus dumicola
Lineage: Eukaryota; Metazoa; Arthropoda; Arachnida; Araneae; Eresidae
Product: speckle-type POZ protein-like
Molecular function (GO): protein binding
Source: RefSeq, a predicted model, not a curated record
UCUUUGAAGUGCAAAGGCUUCGCAGUUAGGAUACAACAGACACUAUAUUAACAUUUGUAAGCAACUGUUAUAGAAAUUUGCUUCUGUCUUGUGAGCACUGGUAUUUACGAAUUCUCUUGAAACUGAAACAUGGGAGGAACACUGUCUGCAGAAGAAACUAAACAAAAUUCUGCCUUCAGUACAUAUUAUUACAUUUGGAAUAUUGAUAAUUUUGGUAACUCCGUUCCUAAUGUUGGAAAGUGCCUUACUGCUUAUUUUAACACGCCUAAUAAUAAAGAAGUCUAUCAAUGGAGUCUCAUUCUUUAUCCAAAAGGAUUCAACGAUAGAGUGAAAAAUUAUACGUCUCUAUGGCUGAAGAAAACAUCACCUCUAGAAAAGCUAAUUGAAUUCUCAUGUUCAGUUGUGAACGCCGAAGGUAAAGAAAUUAAAACCAGGACAAUAAAAAAAAUAUUAGCCUUAGAAUCAGAAGUUGGAUGGGCAACCUUUUGCAAACAAGCUUUCAUCUUGAAUAAAGAAAAUAAAAUCUUGAAAGAUGGUAAAUUAACCUUGAAAUGCAGCUUAAAUAUUUACAACGAUAAAGAGAUUCUGACUGCUGAGGUUGAAGAAAUCGAUCCUUUCAGUAUAAAGUCGUCGUCGGAAAUAUGCAAAGACCUUCGAAGUUUACUUGAAAGUGGAGAUUCUAGUGAUUUCUUUAUCAGAGUCGAAGAUGAAACUUUACCUGCGCAUAAAGCUAUUCUUAGUGCAAGGUCUAGAGUAUUUCGUACCAUGAUGCAGUCAAAAUUACAGAAAUCCAACAUAAUUAAUAUUACGGAAGUGUCUAAGGUUGCAGUUCAAGAAAUGUUACGAUAUAUUUAUUGUGGUAUUACUAGAAAUUUGAAUUUUGACUUGGCUUGUGAACUUUUUUAUGCAUCUGAUAAAUAUGAAAUAUUUGGCCUGAAAAAGAAGUGCUCGUACUUCAUUGCAUCUAACUUAAGCACAAGCGUCGCUGUUGACGUUCUUAUACUCGCCUAUAGGCACGAAGAUCAUGAAUUGAAAGAUGCGGCUGUUUGCUACAUAUCCAAAUAUGCUUCUGAAAUCACAAACACCAAAAAAUGGUUCGAACUAAUGAAAAACAAUCAAAUGUUAGCCAACGAAGUUGUGGUCACUUUAGCCACGAAAACAGAUGAAUACCAAAAGAGAAGGUCCUAAAAUUUAAAAUAGAAAUAGAAAUUUAUGGGAAUCAAAAUUUUAGGUAUAACUGCUUGUUUCAUCAUUAUGAAUUUUCCAGUUUAAAUUACUUAUCCCCCAAAGAAAUAUUCAUUCCGAUUUAAUAAUCCUAAUAUAAUAUUGGAAAAAAAAUGGAGAUAGAAACGUAUAAAGGAGAGGUUUCAUAUUGAUAAACAUAAAUUGCCUUCUAAACAGCAUAUUUUUGUGAGUGGUAAUUCCAGUUUUGAUGAAUUUACUUGUGUCAUUAUAUCUGAUAAAUUUGUGUUAUUAUAUCUGAUAAAUUUAUUUAUGCCAUUA